Dentiscutata erythropus is the source of this 792-nucleotide messenger RNA. NCBI's taxonomy places the organism in Eukaryota, Fungi, Glomeromycota, Glomeromycetes, Diversisporales, Gigasporaceae. The record is from the annotation of a GenBank genome assembly.
AUGUCAGGUACAACAAGCUCCGCAGCAUCUCAAGAAAGAAUUAUUUUGAACGUUGGCGGUACUUAUCGUUCUACUCUAAUUGCUUAUCCGACAACACUUCUUGGAACAAUGUUUGCCGAUAGAAAUAAAGAGCUGUUGUGUCCAGUUAAUGGAGAGCAUUUUAUUGAUAGAGAUGGACAAUUAUUCCGAUAUAUUCUACAAUUUUAUCGCACGGGAAAAAUCUGUUGCCAUGACGUUCACUUGACUAACACCUCAUCCAAUGACGCCGCAUCAACAAUCCCUAAUCUUACAAUUUCUCGUGAAGAAUUAUUUUCAGAAAUCGAUUAUUUUCAACUUCCAAUUCCAUUACCGAUAUUUCAACCUGAACCCCCACUAUUAUCACAACAAGCUCAAAAGGCAGCUGCCUCAAAACUUGAUGAAUUUAUUCAAUCAUUUCAGAAAUCUAUUUUUGAAGCAAUGCAAUAUUUUGAGACCACUAUACCAUUUACAUUUCAUCGAAUAGUACGAGAUAAUCAAGAAUUUUACUGGAAUGAACAUGAAAAAGUUUCACCAUUUGUUAAAUAUCUCAGACCUUUUGCACCUUGUGUUGGGUAUGAACUUUUGGAUAGAUUUGGCGCAGAAAUUGGAAAACAAUUAAAACUUAAAUUUGGAGAUGAUUUAGAUUGGAAAUUAGAGAAACAUUCUUCACAUAUGGAUACAAAAGUAGAUUAUUAUAGAUUAGCUAUUAAUAUUCCUGAAGAAGUUUAUGAUAAUAAUAAAAUUUUACAAUAUUCGGCUUAUUCAGAUUCGUAA